Trichobilharzia szidati is the source of this 4272-nucleotide messenger RNA. The record is from the annotation of a GenBank genome assembly. NCBI's taxonomy places the organism in Eukaryota, Metazoa, Platyhelminthes, Trematoda, Strigeidida, Schistosomatidae.
AUGACAGGCGAACGGCUUAAACAUCCCAUCCCACCUACUAGUCUUCCUAUUGAAUAUCAUACACAACGUUUACGCGCUAUUCAGGAUUUUGAGCCAGAUAAUGCUUAUGACCGACUUGGGUGUGCUGUUGACGAUCGUUUCUUAUUGGUUCAUGAAGAUCCGAACUCGGAUUGGUUACUAGCCACUUCAUUGAAAUCUCGUCAUUCAGGUUACUUACCUAAAUCGUGCGUUGAGAAAGAAUAUCCUGAAAUUAUUGAACGUUUGGAUUUCUUUCAUCCUGAUACAACAUCACAUCCCAAAGAGCUGCUUAAAAAAGCUGGUGCAUUUAGUUACUUGUUAAGACCGUGUGAUUCACGUCCAGGCUUAUAUACAUUACUAUUGUACGAUGGUAUAAGAGUACGUAAAUGUCGACUUGAAUUGGUUGUUCAAUCAGAAUUAAUCUGUCGAGACAAUGUAACACCAACAACAGAUAAAAAUAAUCAAAAUACAAAUUCUGAUCGUAGAAACAGUGGACCUUCAGAUGUACACAUAGAAGAUACUGGUGAAGAAUCAUCUGCAAUUGAUAAUAGCGGAGAUAAUAAAUCAGAUGUGCAGAGGAGACGAUCAGAUGAAACAUUUUCAGGGUGUAAUAGAUUGGACAAUCAAGAUUCUUCAACAAAUGAUACUUCAACACUCAGUGUAAAUUUUCAGUUUCCUCUCUAUCGAACAACAACUAAAAUUAUGUACAGUGGAACAACUUUUCCUAGCGUAGAAGCUGUAGUCGCAGCGAUUGAAUCACAUCAUUCCGAACUUUGUCAUACUGAAGAAUCAAGUACUCUAAAUGUAGCUGAUACAGGAGAUUGUUUAAUGGAUACUGAUUCUGGUAACCAUUCGACGAAUGGCACAGUGUCAGGAAAUCAUCAUGUACAGUCGAAUGAAUUCCAUUCAACGGAUGGCUCAAAUAUACACACUAACUUGCCUGUUUUUAAACCUGUCAAUAGAGAGCGUAAACCUCAAAUACAUCCUCCAUCGUCUACAAUCUAUAUGGAUAUGUUUUAUGCACGUCAACCUCCAGCUUCUCAUCAAACACUGACUGAAAUCCAUGGGGAAUUAUCUGUCUGGUCACAACAAAGGAAAAAAUGGAAGUCAUAUUAUGCCCAGUUGGAUAGAAAGCAAAGUAUCUUAACGCUGGUUGAUGGUGAAAAACGCAAACCUGAAAGAUUUGAUCUCUCCAAGUGUGAUUUCUUUCCAAUUCACUAUACUGCGUAUGAGAAAGAUUUUUGUUUCGGUUUAAUUUUGUAUGGAGCAUCAGCAGGUGAUCGUGAAGACUUUGUUCUUUGUGUUGAAGCGCCAUGUCCUGGAAAUAAUAAUAGCAGUAAUUUCAACUCAAAUUAUAUGAAUCCGUCAACAACAGUAUCUAGUCGAUUGAAUUUCUUCAGUGGAUAUGAUCUAGAUGCAACAUCAUAUGCUGGUCGACCUGAAGAACCACCACAUAUUCAUCCAUUUCUAUUACGUUCAGGUUGUUGUCGGCAUUCAUGUGACUGGGCUGCUCGCUCAAACUUGAUUUCUGUAAGUAGUAAUAAUAGUAAUAACAACAACAAUAACAAUAAUAAUCCUAGUAGCAGUAGAUCGCCAUCGUCGUCAACAUCGAUCCCGACAACUUCUGCUACGAUUUCACACGACACCAGCUGUCAUGCAACCUGUAAUCUACCUCCAGCGACUUUAGAGACAGUUUAUCAACGUUGGAUUACAAGUUUAAAACGACACUGUCGUAAUACAAAGGCUGAUUCAGCCACAGAAGAUAAUGUCUCAUUAAGACAAACACACUUAAGGUGUUAUCGAAGUUUGGAAAUUAAGUUCAAUAAUGCCAGAUUAACUUCAUCUUCAUCAUCCUCAUCGUCUAAAUCACGUCGAGAUGAAUCAGUUUAUUCUGUUAAUUUAGAUGGUUUAGAAAUUGCACGUGCUUAUUCCGGUUCAUCAGUUGUUUCUGUCUUCUUGGAUGAGUUUCCUUUUGGAUUUAAGAAGGUUGAAGUCCUAAUGAAAGAGGAUAAACGUAAACGUUCGGUUGCCGUAGACUUAGAUCUUGUACAAUACAAUGUUGGUGCACGUCAACAGGGAAGCAAUUCCAAUUGUUCUGCAACAACUGAUCAUGAUAAACGACUUUCUGUCAUUCACUCUUCUUCAUCCUCAUUAUCUUCAUCUUCAGCAGUAUUGCAUUAUUCUAUUUGUGAUAAACAAGAACGUAGUAAUGGGCAGAUAACUGUUAUUCAUAGAGAAUUACAUGUUAUACCAUUUCAAUUUUAUGAAGGUUUUCGUCAGACAAUACUGAAUUGUUUGCAUUCAGAAUUAGUACCUUUGUGUAUACAUGUUUGGAGUGCUUUAGCGCUUGAUGUAAGAAAAGCGAAUUUUGUCUCCAGCCUUCUUUUAACUACAAUUGAAUUGAAUUGCCAUUUGGAAUUAAUUGUCAAUUUAUUACGUAUUGAUGUAAAUAAUGAUAAACCAAAUACUUCUUUUCGGAGUAGUUCUUUAGGAGCACAAAUUCUAGACAUGUAUAGUAAUACUGUUUGUUCAGCUUGGCGAAGUCAAUGUUUUCGACGUGUAUGCGAAAAAGCACUUGAAGGUCCUCCUCCAGGACCAUUGCCAACAUCUAGUCAUUCAACUUCAUCAUCAAAUCCAUCUUUAAAUUGUAGUCAAGUUCAUAGUAGUAAUAAUAAUAGUUGCAAUGGUAAUAAUAAUAAUAAUGCAAAGUCUACACCAAGUUAUCAACAACGUUCUGGUAUUGGAAAUGCUUAUCAGUGUACAAAUAAUGUAAAUUCUCAUCAAUCAUUGACAACACGACCGUAUUCAUUGUCGACUGGAGCUGCUACAACUGUAACAUUUGAUCAAGCCUCCUCUCCUACGUCAAAUUUGAGCUCACUACAACAUCACACACGUGUACAAGAAUGGCAUUAUUAUCUCCUGUCAAUUGUUGUAGAUGAUCUUAUUUCACAUGUUCGUACAUUCCCUUUACAAAUGCGAUGGAUCUAUUCUGAAUUACAGGCCCUAUAUCCUCCUAAUCAUAGCCAUGUGGUUGUCUGUAAUUUAGUAUUUCUCCGUGGUUUAUGCCCAGUCUUAUCAAGUUGGGGUAAAACAGGUCGAUCAGAUUCGCUUAGUGGAUCUACUCAUGGCCUUUUAUCCGGAUUUUGGACUUCUGGUGUUUCCAGUGAGCCUCAUUCUUCUGUGUCGAGUCCUUUUUGUUCUUCUUGGUCUUCCUAUCCCCAGUUGCAUUCUAGUGUGAAUUCACCCACUGUUCCGUCUCAUGCAUCUGAUCUGUGUAUGCCGCCUGACCGUGGUCUUCAAGAUUCUAAAAUAAAUUGUUUAGCAACUCUUGGUUGUACACUACAACAUCAUACACGUGUACAAGAAUGGCAUUAUUAUCUCCUGUCAAUUGUUGUAGAUGAUCUCAUUUCACAUGUUCGUACAUUCCCUUUACAAAUGCGAUGGAUCUAUUCUGAAUUGCAGGCCCUAUAUCCUCCUAAUCAUAGCCAUGUGGUUGUCUGUAAUUUAGUAUUUCUUCGUGGUUUAUGCCCAGUCUUAUCAAGUUGGGGUAAAACAGGUCGAUCAGAUUCACUUAGUGGAUCUACGCAUGGCCUUUUAUCCGGAUUUUGGACUUCUGGUGUUUCUAGUGAGCCUCAUUCUUCUGUCACGAGUCCUUUUUGUUCUUCUUGGUCUUCCUAUCCUCAGUUGCAUUCUAGCGUGAAUUCACCCACUGUUCCGUCUCAUGCAUCUGAUGCUUUGGUGAUUGUAGCCAAGACGUUAUUAGCUCUGGUUAAUUUACCACCAAAAAUACAAGCAGAUGGUCUGUUAUCAUCGGAGCAAUUUAUGAAUUUACGAACAAGACUGAUAAAAGAAUUUCGUCUACCCAUUACUUCGCCUCUUUCACCGAAUGAAAUUCGACAACUAGAACAAUUGCAUGAAACAGAAGCUCGUAAAGCUAGUUGUAAAUCACUUAGUCGUGAACUGGCUCAACUAGCAAAUUAUUUUCUAGAAGCCUUCAAUCCUAAACAUUCUACACAUCAUUCAAACCACAACAACAACAACAAUAAUUGUCCUACUCACAAUCCUCCUACUGAUCAACUGUCCAAUUCUUCAUCGUCUUCUCUGACAAGUAGUAACACUUCUGCAUCAACAGGAGUCAACAGUAGUUAUGAGCACAAGGCAACAGAUUAUUAUCCUAUUUCAUCAGCUUCACAUCUUUACGCCUCAUUAAUUGAUCUUGCUGAGAAAACACAUCAAUUUGUACAGUCGAAUUAA